AUGGCUGAUGACGAGGAUGUGGAGCACGCCAAUGUCAUGGCAGCAUUCUUGCAGUGGGACACCAAUGGUGAUGGCAUCAUUGACAGGGCCGAGCUCCAAGCCGUAUUUACAGGUCUUGGACUCGACGUCAGCGACAAGGAGCUGCAGUCUAUGUUUGUCGCUGCUGACAUGAGUCACGACAAGUGCUUGGACUAUGCCGAGUUUCUGCAUUGGAUCUUUAACUCUGCCCACUGGCAGCUGCGAAACCAGUUUCUUCAGACAGGAGUGUCCUGGAACGGCAUAUACAAGGGACGGAAUGCGGCGAUCCAACAAGACCGCCUCACCGUCAAGCGCACUCGAGGAAGUGGAGAGACGGCUGAGUUUCCACCGGGACAUGCUGUUGUCGUCUCGUCGGGCGUUUCCCGCGAGUUUCGGUUUGAAGUCUUGGACAACGGCUCGGUCUUCAAAGGAGGCUGCCCGAUUAGGGUUUCAGGUUUAGGGUUCAGGGUUUAG
Symbiodinium necroappetens is the source of this 492-nucleotide messenger RNA. NCBI's taxonomy places the organism in Eukaryota, Dinophyceae, Suessiales, Symbiodiniaceae. The record is from the annotation of a GenBank genome assembly.